AUGGUUGCAUCUACAUUUGGAGUUAUCACAUCUCUGUCAUACGGUGUUUACUCCUACGAACUGCUAGAGCCUGAUGAUGAAGCUCCUGCCAGCACAAAUGUGACAAUGAUGUAUACCGAAAGUGUAAACUAUGGCAAAAAUGCAACAUUUAUUGCCGGUGACCACCGUGUUUGUACAAAUUGCUCAAUGGAAUUAUUAGGGAAGCUUCAUGUAUAUAACAACAACAACAAAACAGAAGCGCACGCUGGAUAUCACCUAUUAUAUACAGGUCUAUGCGCUCCAAACUAUAUUCUGACUGGUCCUCAGUUUCUGAAUAUCUAUCAACGUGUGUACGCCGGGACAUACCUGCUAUCUUUUGUCGUCGUGUUCGUCCUAUAUGGCCUAAUUUACCGGUCAAUAUACAAGCAUCGAGCGAAAAGAAGCAAGAGAAAACGUUCCAGUCUUUAUCCGUCUGGCGUAGGUCAUGUUACCAGUCUUGUUCCACAUUGUAUUGAGUUUUCGAAUGUUGCAAGCCAAUUUACAGCGGUGACACACGUUAAUCCUCACAGUGGCCGACGGAGCGAUCCAUAUCUUGAAAAUGGUGAAAAUGAUGACAUUGACGCCGAAACGCAUGUAGAGCUACAGCCAAUGAGACCAAAGCCGAGAAAGGGAUCGCGGGCAAUAUCAAUCAAGGAGAAAACAUUAUUGGCCAAUAUUAGGACGGCUGUCAUGUUGUUUGUUGUAACCGUUGUUUUUCUUGUUGCAUUUCUGCCUGCUUGGCUUAUGGGAUUACAAGCAAUGGAAUUUAACGCCGUGAUUUUCUACAUGUAUUUUGUAUAUCAUACUGCAAAUCCUUUCAUUUACGCAUUCAUGAACAAGUCUUUUAGAGACGACCUUGGAAAAGUUCUCAAGUGCCAGAGUAUACCCAUGGUUCGUUAAACAUUUUUUUUUAAAUAUUUAACACGUUUUCUGCAAUUUGCCAUCGAAUAUGAUAGAAUACACAAAGAACAAGCGAUAACGCAUAUUGAUUGUUGUAAACAUUCAACACAUUUUCAAUGACUGGAAAUACACAUCUUGUUUAUUACGCUUGCAACCUUGUAUUUCUUUCUCAUCAAAUGAAUUCCCGAAAUAAUGAAUGUACUUUGUAGUCUUAGUGAUUUAUAAACCAAAGACAAAAGGCAAACGGAAAAUGUAAGAGUGUACGUAUCAAGGUCGGUUUGAACAUCGUGAAUUAAUUCAAGCCUGGCUUUUGCGUAUGGCUAUAAUAUAUUGGCACAAGUGACACGUCGGCGUAUAACAUAUCUAGCUCGAAGCAGGAGGCAUUCGUAUAUCAGGACCAUCCUUGUAUGUAGCGUUGGUUUCAUUAUAAACGACGUACUUAAUCCAAACAGAAACCAAACGGUUGCAAACUGGGACUGUAAAAGUGAUAAUAUCGUUCAGUAUGAAAAUGAUAAAUUUACCGUGUAAAAUUAUACUGGUUUUAGCUAAAUGCAAACAAGUGUUAUAUAUAAACACUGAAAAUGAG
This is a messenger RNA of Mya arenaria, 1504 nucleotides long. RefSeq lists its product as uncharacterized. The record is from RefSeq and is a predicted model, not a curated record. Gene Ontology annotation, cellular component: membrane. Gene Ontology annotation, biological process: neuropeptide signaling pathway. Gene Ontology annotation, molecular function: G protein-coupled peptide receptor activity. The coding region runs from base 1 to 918 and encodes 305 amino acids. The transcript is spliced from 2 exons. NCBI's taxonomy places the organism in Eukaryota, Metazoa, Mollusca, Bivalvia, Myida, Myidae.